Messenger RNA from Hippocampus zosterae (dwarf seahorse), 1319 nucleotides. Its product is annotated as serine/arginine-rich splicing factor 10-like. The transcript is spliced from 6 exons. Gene Ontology annotation, molecular function: RNA binding. Lineage: Eukaryota; Metazoa; Chordata; Actinopteri; Syngnathiformes; Syngnathidae. Bases 127 to 873 code for a protein of 248 amino acids. The record is from RefSeq and is a predicted model, not a curated record.
AAAGCAGCAGAGACAGCGGCGAAGAAGAGAAAGAACACAUUUUUGGCUCCAUAUUAAUAAAAGAGGAGCACGGUUUUUUUUUUUUGUUCUUUGCAAGUUGUAAAGCUUACACUCGAAACUGAAGCUAUGGCUCGCUACAUGCGCCCGCCGAACUCGUCCUUGUUCGUCAGAAACAUUUCUGACGAGUCCAGGCCUGAGGAUUUGCGGCGUGAGUUUGGCCGCUAUGGGCCAGUAGUAGAUGUCUACAUCCCACUUGACUUCUAUACACGUCAACCAAGAGGAUUUGCAUACAUUCAAUAUCCUUUCCCAAAACUCAUGUUUGAGGACGUGCGCGACGCAGAGGACGCUCUUCACAGCCUGGACAGGAAGUGGAUAUGCGGCCGCCAGAUCGAGAUCCAGUUCGCCCAGGGAGACCGAAAGACACCCAACCAGAUGAAGACGAAGGAGCGGCGCUCCCCGUCGCGCUCGUCCCGCUACGACGACUACGACCGCGACAGCCGCCGCAGACGCUCGCGCAGCCGCAGCUACGACCGGCGCCGCUCGCGCAGCCCCUCUUACGAGCGACGGCGCAGGCGCUCCGAGAGCCCCCGGGAAUCUCGCGGACGCCAGCACGGACGAGGAGGGAGCCGAGGCCGCGAAGAGGACAGGCACCACCAGAGGCCACGCAGAGAGUCUCGAGGACGCUCCCCUUCCAGAUCGCCGUCGCCAUCCGAGCCACCCGCCAAACCGGCAGCCGUCUCCCAAUACGCCGAGGAAGAUGGGCGGCAGGAACGUUCCCCGACUCGUUCCCGGUCCCACUCCCAGUCUCGUUCAGUGUCCAGGUCUCGCUCACGCUCGCGUUCCUGGACGGGCCGCAAAUCUGGAGGACGCUAAGGGAAAGCAAAGGGGAGCAGGUGGGGGGGGGGGGGGGGGUUCCAGGAGUUGGUUUUGGUUGGACUUGAAUGUGAUGGUUGUGUUUGAAAAACAAUUUCCUGGUUGGUCCUUUUUCAGUUUUUGGGGGGGGGGGUUCCCCCAACCUUCAUCCUGGGAGGGAAUUUUGUGGACAACGUUUUUAUUUUUUAUUACUGAUUUCUACACUGGCAUAAAACAUUUCUUUGCCAAAAGUAAAGCUUUUUUUUUUUUCUGUAAGUCCACUCAACGCUGUCGCCCGUUUCCGAAACACCUCCCAGGACUUGAUGUGUUUGGAGCUGUUAGCUUCGCCUCGUUGACUCAGCUGGAAGUUUAUUGGGGUGUUUUAUUUUUGUUUUUCCGUUGCAUGUCUUUUGUCUUCUGUAGGAAGAAGCUAUUAUUUUCGGAAAUAAACUGUCGCUUAAAGGAAA